UAAUGACAGUGAGUCAAACCCACUCCCUCCUCCAACUGUGACGGCCUAGACAGAGACUUUAUGCAAGCUUCUUUGAAGUUGGCUGACAGUGAAGGUGAAGAGUGAAGAGUCAGACGCUGUUCUUCUGAAGUUUCACAACUUUUCUGCAUCAGGAUCAAAGUCAGAAUGAAAAUCCUCCAUUUUCUCUUCUUCUGCUUCUUGUCAGGUCCAGCUGGGCUCGUCAAGCCAAAACAUAAUAUUUGGUCUGCAGCUGAAGGAGCAAAUGGCACGCUUAACUGCAACUUAUCUUUGUCUGGAAGCACAAAGUUCUUCUGUAAGGAAAAAUGUGAGCGAGCAGAAGAUAUCCUCAUUAAAACAGAUGAAAGCACAGCUCAGAGUGGGAGAUACAGCAUGAAGUAUAAAGAUGGAUCUCCAAGAAGAGGAAUUGUGUUUUUAAGCUUCUCACAAAUGAUCAAGUCUGACGCAGGAAUGUACAGGUGUGGUUUGGGAAAAUCUUCUGCUCCAGAUUCAUACUUUGACUUUGAGGUCAGAGUUUCAAAUGAUCUGGAUAGAAACGUUGGUUUUUAUCGCACACAAACUGAGGGAGAAAACAUCACAUUGGGAUGUUCCAAUACAGUGACUGGACACAGGAAGUUCUUUUGUAAGAAUCAGUGUAAGAAUGAAGGGGAGAUCCUCAUUGACACAACUAAUAACAAAUCUGUGAGUGGCAGAUACAGCAUUGAACACAGACCAGGAUCUGUGUACGGACUGUAUGCAACCAUCACACAGUCGUCCAAGUCAGACACAGGAAAGUACAUCUGUGGUUAUGGAAACCCUCUGUCUCCUGAUUCAUAUGCGAAUGAAUAUUUUCUUGUCAUUGAUGAUUCAAACCCACCUACUUCCACACCACAAACAACAACACAAAUGGCUUCCAACCCACCUGCUUCCACUCUACAGACAGCAACAACACAGAGUGAAAGUGUCACUGCAGGAGUCUCUACACAUUGUCCUGACUCCUCCUGGCUUCUGGUUGUGCGUGCGUCCUUGGAUGGUGUUUUGCUGAUGGCUGUUUUCCUCAUGCUCUUCUACAUUAGUAAGACAAGGAGGAACUUUGGACUGAAGAGCAGAGAAAAUGACACAAACAUGGAGUUCUCUGUAACACAUGAGAACUGGGAACCAACCUUCAAACACAAAGAGUCCAAAAGCAGCAGGACCAAACCCACUCUGCAUUAUUAAAGACCAAAAUCUAACAAGUAAAAAUGAAUUUUGAGAUUUCACAAAUCCAUUGCUAUUUCCCAACUGUAACUGAAAAAUGUUGUAAACAUUUGGUUUUAUUUCAUUCAUUGUUGUCUACUGUAUGAUUUAUACAUUUAUGUGCUUACUUAUGCCAUGUAUUUUAAAUCACCGGCGUUUAUUACAAGGUACAACAAAAUUAAACAAGUGUUGACGAUGCAAAAUGGUGUGAUGGUUCCUUAAAUAAAUUUGACAAAUACAGAGUGUUCUACAAUAAUGAGUCUGUGCUGUUCAGGAAAACAAGAAACAGUAAAACAAACAGGCGAAAUACAAUCGAUAGUUG
Molecule: messenger RNA, 1555 nt
Organism: Oreochromis aureus
Lineage: Eukaryota; Metazoa; Chordata; Actinopteri; Cichliformes; Cichlidae
Product: polymeric immunoglobulin receptor-like
Exons: 6
Coding region: 166-1215 (349 amino acids)
Biological process (GO): positive regulation of ERK1 and ERK2 cascade; regulation of peptidyl-tyrosine phosphorylation; positive regulation of calcium-mediated signaling
Cellular component (GO): plasma membrane
Molecular function (GO): transmembrane signaling receptor activity
Source: RefSeq, a predicted model, not a curated record